Penicillium argentinense is the source of this 1554-nucleotide messenger RNA. RefSeq lists its product as uncharacterized. Lineage: Eukaryota; Fungi; Ascomycota; Eurotiomycetes; Eurotiales; Aspergillaceae. Bases 1 to 1554 code for a protein of 517 amino acids. The transcript has a single exon. The record is from RefSeq and is a predicted model, not a curated record.
AUGCGCCAAUGGGGCUCGUCGCUCCAUCAUAAUGGCGUUUCGUUCUUUCUCGCGACCGUUCCGGCUGGCACGCAGCUAUACCAUGGUGCCUCGAACCCGGGCGCUGUGAAUGGGACUGAGUGGCUAGCAUUUGAGCCCGAGCAUGCUAUGGUCUUUGCCCGUCCGCAUCGCGGUCCUCCGCCCAAAGGACCGGAGGAUGAUAUUGAUGAUAAGCCCGAGGAAGGAGAAAAGGAGUAUGGGCACCACGAAGAGUUGCGUCGCCGACAUGACCACGGCGAGACGCCGUUCGAGGAAAUGGAUGAGAAUGCAUCCGGGUAUCUCCACACCUACGCCGCCGCCAAGGAUCUUCGCCUCGUGUAUAUCGACGGGAUGUCAGCCGGGAAGACGAAGAAGGGGACACUGGACUCGCAGGAUUACAUCCUGUUCAACGGGACGAUCGACGAAUUUUCCGAAAAAGACAAGAAGAAGCCGCGCAAAGGGCCCGGUCCCGGCGGCGAGAGUGAUCGCGCGCUUAAGGCAUGCGAAAUGGCUAAAAAUGAAUGGGAGGGUAGCAUCGACGGGGUUCUUCGUAUGGAGGCGGGAUUCGAGAUUAUCCUCUGCUCUUUCGAGCGGGAUCUGUUCCCAAUCCGCACUACCCAUGUCAAGCAGGAUACUCACGAAUGGGGACCUGGAAAGGGAGGAUCGAAGCCGCCAGGACCUCCAGGCGGCGGACCUCCAAGAGGCGGCAAGAAGAGGAAGGUUCCUGGACCUGGUGGGCCUGGGCCGGAAUCGUCGCGGUGGAUGCGUGCUGUCACGUCGCGGUAUGAUAGUAUCGGAGGGAACAGGGUCUGGCUGAACUAUGAUAAGUUCGUCACGGCGUACUCGCACGACGUCGAUUUGUUCCCCGAGGGCUCUACAUUGCCUCGUCUAGCGAACCUUUUGACUUCCGAACUAGCAGCUAUCCGCGACGAACUCAGCUCUGUGAUUUUGCGUACGGAUCUCAAGGAGUCGUCUUGGGACUGGCAAGCCACGGUCGAUAUGAUCGUCACCCGAUAUAGUGAUGAGCUGUCGUAUCUGACUUCGGACAAGUUCUCCGAAAUCAAGGCUUUCCAUGAUCAUAUUGAGAUCCUCCUGUCGCCGUUCAUCGAUUACAGCGAGCGCAAUACCUUCGAGGAAGCAGAGCGAUGCGCCACGCAGUUCCUGCCUCUUCAGAUUCAGGAAGGGAAGACUACCGCUGCCAAGGCGGUGCACCAUGUUGCACACAGUGUGUGCAUGGCGUUGCUCGAGGCCUGGAACGAGGAUAAGCUCGUUCUAGCGCAGAACCGCGUCCGCUCUGUGAUCGAUUAUCUGGAUUGGACGACCUGGAAGGACCGCCGCGGUUGUCAAGAUAACGAGAUUUGCGUCGUCCCCAUCUGGCCAAUGGGCACAGUUGAUGGCUACAACCAGCCCAAGUGCAGGGAUGUCUCUCACCCGUAUAUGAAGGCGAUGAUGGGGAGAGCUAUUGGGGUGGAAUCUAUGGUUGAUCGUGUGGGUCAAAACAAUUUUAUUUGUUUCUACUAUGCUUUCGAACAGUAA